AACCUGCCCGGAGUACCUUCUUCUUGAUAUCAGGUCCAGCCUCUUCACCAGCCGAUAUCCGACAAUCCUGUGUCGUCUCCGAUCAGCUUAGAGCGCGCACGUGCCGUAUCCCACAGUGAUCCCGCCAAUCGUUCUCCGAAUCUUUGAUCGAUCGAUCGUUUGAUCUAUUGUUUACAUUAACAAUACUCGGUGACAUUUUACGAUGUUUCUCCCAGUGAUAAUUCGUGGUUCCUAUAUUUCUCUUGUCAAGCUUCUCCGUUUGGACGCAACAACCUACAAACAAGAUUAGUGACAACGCUGAUUAGAGGUUAGGAAGAUAGAAACAAAAAUAGUAUCGGGCUGGACGUUUAUAGAGGAUAUAUAUAUAUACACACCUAUGUAUGUACAUCAUUGGUACAGAGGAUCCUGGGUAAUCGUUCGUAAAUCUAUCCCUUAAGGGACCUCUUGCAACCGACGAAUAUUCGAGGAUGUUGUCACUCCUGAAACGUAUAUAUAUAUAUAGUAAACGUAUAAUAUACUAUUAACGUAUAAUAUAUUAUAUUCUACUAAUACGUGUAUACUAGAGAAACUGUGCAAUGAUAUAUAUUAUUACAAAAAAUUCGUUUGCUAUGAAAACAUACACGUACAAACAAACGGGCAAGGAUUAUGCGAACUUCCCUGAUAUCAAUUACCACGCAAUAUUGAAGAUUAACUGAACGGAACGUAGAAAACAAUUAAACGUCGCUGUUCUUCAAAUGUAUGAUACGUACUGUGUAUUACUAACGUACAUGUAACAAUACUAUAUAUCGUUAUGAAAAUUUGUUUCUAGUGAAAAGAUUUAUAACAGAAGAAUAAUAUUACAUACGUGCACGAGAGUUUUCCUGAUAUCAAUUGCUAUCUAGUAUUGAAGAUUAACUGGACGGGAUGCGGAAACCGUAUACUUGCGGCCCGCCGGAGGUGCACCGUGAUUAUGUGACAGUUUUGUGAACGUGAUUAAAUUGACCUCGAUACACUGUGGACAUCCGCGCGGUGCGUUCAGUUUCGAACUGUGUUUUCGCUGCUUUCCCGCUGAAUCCACCGUUUCCGACGACAUCUGCGAAUUCAUAAAAUGAGAACGACACAUCGCGUCAAGGCUGAUUAGAGAUUCUCAAGAAAUCGUCGUUUUAACUUGGAGGAAAAAUAGAAACGUUGUGUGUGUGUGUUUUUUUUUUUUUUUUAACAUUUCUUAUCGAGGAGACAAUCGAUGGUCAGCGUGUACGGUGUGCAGCUUGCAUUUUAUCGUGGACAUCGUCGCAGCGACAGCAGGGGCUCUUUGGUGAUGUACGACAGCGCUAGCUGUUCGUACGCAGGUGCGCUCGAAUUAAAGGGAGCCUCUGGAGCCGGAGCGGCGGCCGCGGCCGCAGGAGUAACCGCGGCCGGCGUCAAGCAGGAGAACUGGCCGUAUCGCGGCCUCACCUGCGGUAGCACCUUCCAGAGGCUCAAGGAAAGCGUCGACAAAGCGAAACAAGCGCUCGCCGACCGCGGUGGAUAUUUAUCCGGUGCUUUCUCGCCGCCGCCACGUGCCAAUCCAUCCGCCAUUUCGCCAACCGCCUCCAUCACCG
Messenger RNA from Frieseomelitta varia, 1580 nucleotides. RefSeq lists its product as uncharacterized. The annotation marks the transcript as partial. NCBI's taxonomy places the organism in Eukaryota, Metazoa, Arthropoda, Insecta, Hymenoptera, Apidae. The transcript is spliced from 2 exons. The record is from RefSeq and is a predicted model, not a curated record.